This is a messenger RNA of Aureobasidium melanogenum CBS 110374, 510 nucleotides long. RefSeq lists its product as uncharacterized. Bases 1 to 510 code for a protein of 169 amino acids. The transcript is spliced from 2 exons. The record is from RefSeq and is a predicted model, not a curated record. Lineage: Eukaryota; Fungi; Ascomycota; Dothideomycetes; Dothideales; Saccotheciaceae.
AUGAACGUGAAACCUGAGGAUUGGGCUGCUCAAGUUCUGAAAGUCAGAGUUGUGUGUCAUACCGCUGGCAGAGUGCCAAACACAAGAGCCAGUGACAAUCACUGGUCGAUUUUUUUCAUCAUCGGGGAGAACAAAAGUGUUCAGUACAAUAUGACAGCUGAAGCUGGAUAUAUCGACGGCAACUUGGAAGUAACCUCCUACAGUUAUAUUGAGAGUCGCUCGACACUCCGAUACUGGGACUUCGAAGCCAUCAGCUUCUUCACGAUUAGCAUGUCUCAUAAUCUUCUGGUUACUCAGCGUCGCUUUGAUCAGUACGAUAUGUCUGGUGGUGGCUCUGGAUGCCGUUGGUGGGUUUACAAUGUUAUCUUGGUUCUAGCCAGUGUAGGAUGGAUUCGUCCCGAUGCUGCUGCAUCUCUCUGGCCCCAUCUUCUCUUCAAGUAUUUGUCACUCCAAGAUCGAACACCUCUUCCAAUGGUGCAGGGAACCGUUACCUUCACUGCAGCUCAUUAG